Trichomycterus rosablanca is the source of this 1317-nucleotide messenger RNA. RefSeq names its product SAGA complex associated factor 29 (gene sgf29). The record is from RefSeq and is a predicted model, not a curated record. Gene Ontology annotation, cellular component: SAGA complex. The coding region runs from base 84 to 965 and encodes 293 amino acids. Lineage: Eukaryota; Metazoa; Chordata; Actinopteri; Siluriformes; Trichomycteridae. The transcript has 10 exons.
UGUCCCUUCAGGGCUCCCGUAGAGCCUGCUGUAUUAGCCUAGCAAUCUAAUUUAAACUAGAAAACCUCUGAUAAACAGGCUCAAUGGCUUUAGUUUCUACUGAUACCAAAAUUGCCGAGUUGCUUACUGAACUCCAUCAGCUUAUCAAACAAACUCAGGAGGAACGCUCACGCAGUGAACACAACCUGCUCAACAUUCAGAAGACUCAUGAACGAAUGCAGACUGAAAACAAGACUUCUCCAUACUAUCGAACAAAGCUGCGGGGACUGUACACUACAGCAAAAGCAGAUGCAGAAGCUGAGUGCAGUAUACUACGCCAUGCUUUGGACAAGAUUGCAGAAAUUAAAUCACUCCUGGAGGAGAGACGAAUUGCUGCUAGGAUGGCAGGGGUUUACAGUGAUAGUGACCCACCCCGGAAGACCAUGCGCCGAGGUGUUCUGAUGACCCUGCUACAGCAGUCUGCCAUGACGCUUCCUCUCUGGAUCGGCAAGCCAGGUGAAAGUCCACCCCCUCUUUGUGGAGCCAUACCUGCAAGCAGUGACUAUGUGGCUAAGCAGGGUGAUAAGGUGGCAGCUCGUGUGAAGGCUGUAGAUGGUGAUGAACAGUGGAUACUGGCAGAGGUGGUCAGUUACAACCACUCCACCAACAAGUAUGAAGUGGAUGAUAUUGAUGAGGAAGGAAAAGAGAGGCACACAUUAAGCCGAAGAAGAAUCAUCCCGCUGCCACAAUGGAAGGCAAACCCAGAGACAGACCCUGAGGCACUAUUCAGUAAAGACCAGCUAGUCCUAGCCCUCUACCCACAGACCACCUGCUUCUACAGAGCCCUGAUUCAUAACCCCCCACAUCGGCCCCAGGAUGACUAUUCAGUGCUGUUUGAGGACACUACAUAUGCAGAUGGCUACUCACCACCACUCAACGUAGCUCAAAGAUAUGUAGUGGCCUGUAAGGAGAACAAGAAGAAAUAAGGAGGAUCGAGUAGAUGAGGGAAAAUGACCUUCUGAAGUAGCUUUAAUCCUCUGUGUGGUCACCAGCUCUGAUGUUGCCGUAUGUGCCCUUUGCAGAACUGUGCGGUUAACAGACCACAUGAUUCUGAUUUUUUCAAAUAUUUGCAAAUGACUCUUGAUAUUUGUUGACUACAAAUGUUUAUGGUGAAGAACUGCUAUUUUGGUUUAAUUAAGAUCUCUGUAAGCUUUACAUGAGAGCAGUUGUGGUCUGUGGUAACAGCUCAUAAGUUGUUUUUUUACCAUUCCUGUCAGUCUGGUGCCAAUUAAACCAGCUAAUUAUGAUCUUUAAGAAUGUAAAUAAAACAAAAAUUAA